AUGGCCACUGGAGGAAAGGGGCAACGGUGACCUGGGACUUGUAGUUCAUUCGCUAAGGCUACUCCUUGUGGAAACAGGGGAAAGGACUACAAUAAAGAUGGCAGCCUAGCACAUCCUCUGCGCCAGGGCCUGCUGGGCGACGUAGUCCCUUCCUUAGUUCAACAGAGCAAGGACAUGGGCUGUUGAAAUGUGCAUCACCGCCGACAGUCCAAAUUGAGAGCAGACAGAAACGGAGAGUCUAUUUCCUUCUCUCCUCGCCACCCGCUUCUGACGACCUCCAGGGAAAUGUAGUCUCGUGCCUUCACUCGCUAGUGGAGGGGAAGAAUUUCUGUCGCCAGUGGGGAUCAAUGCGGGUGAGGGAGAAAAGACGUCCGAGAGAUCCAGGAAUCUAUAAUGUCCGCCUCCCCGUGUGUCAAGGACUUCAUCUUUCAGGGGAAGGCUCUUAAAGGAAAGCAACAGUAAUUAGUGUGUGGCGACAAGGGAGGCGUGGUUCUUGCCGAAAGUACGUCGCGCUGUUGUCCCUUGGAAAGCUUCGGCGCCUCACACCUGAUGCUUGUUCCCCCAAACCUCAGAGAAUCGGUAGCUUCCAAGUCGAGAGAGCUCCAGGGAAAAGGCUCUGGAGUCAUACAACAUCCCCACCCCUCCUUGGGAAGUCACCAAACCUCGAUUAUUCUCAUCUGAAAAAUGGGGAUAAUGAUACCUACCUCGAAGCAGAGUGUUAGACAAUGUUCACGAAAAUGCCCACCUUCAGGGCCUGACACAGGGCACGUGUUGGCAGUUCCUUUCUCGAGGGCCCUUCCAGCCCAGCUGUUUUGGGAUCCCAGGUGUCCGUCAUGCCCGAAGGAGUUAGCUCCUGUGAGAAGAAAACUAUGCCCGGCUGUGUACCCUAUCUUGAGCCGCACACCCUCUGCCCGGGCCCCUCAUCUGGAUCCUUCCGUGUCCACUACCGAUUACUGCUGCUAGGGGGCGCCCAUUCUUCGUUUGACUAAGGGCCAACAAGCUGCCUAGAUUCCUCAAUCUGAAGUUGUUGGUGCUGCCAAUUGCGCAACCAGUCUUGGAGGCACCCCCGCCCCCUCUCCGGGCCUUCUCCCCCUCCGCGGUAGACACCUCAGCUGCCAAGGCAAACGGGUCUGCUUCCUACCACUGUACCUUCUUAGCUGCCUUCUUAAUCUUCCUCCUCUGCCUGCAAAACUAUUCACUUUCGACCCCUGUGGUUCGACGGCCCUGCGGAAGAUUUGCUCACAGUUCAGAUUGAGGUCACCCUAGAGUCAGUCCCAAACUGAGGGAGCAGGAGCCUCCAAUCUGUCCUGGCCUUGCUGUGUGACUCCAGCCCCCUUCUGCCUUCUGGCCCUGCUGCUGCCCCGUCUCAGUUUGGGAGCCCCCACAUCCACAGCUGAAUCUGUCAAUCAAGCCUAUAACCUGGCGCUCGACAUGCAGAGGCACACUUCCACCCUGCUGCAGACUUAUCUCGAACACCAAGGCCGUCCCUUUAGUAAUCCCGGCUUCUCAUCUCCCGAACUCUCGCUCGAAACCCUGCCUUCAACCGACAUGCCCUUCGAGAUCUGGCAUGGCCUGGAAGAUGGAGUACGUCUGAGCCUCACCCAGGAGGCCUUCUGGUCCUUCAGCCAGCACUUCCGGAUUGCGAUGGUUGACCAGCAUAUCCUCCACCAUGGCGAUUCCAUCGUGGAGGAUCAGCUUUGGGAAGCAAGACUCAAGGCCAAAGGCCUAGUGGGCAACUUGGCUGCCAUCAUGACUUCCCUGGGCCUGCCCACCCCACCACCAAACACCCCUCUCGGUCCUGUCUCCUUAGGGGACACGGCCUUCCACAAGAAGUGUCGAGGGUAUGUAAUAAUCCGGGACUACAGCUUUUGGACAGACCGAGCUGUGACUUUCUUGGGUGAGCUCAAGGCCAAAUACUCUCAAUAGAGGAGGUGGAACUUCCUGUUCAGGCUGCAACCCUUUCCCUUUCACAGCUGAUUCUUUCCUGUUUUGUUUUUCUCACCAGGGAUUCUUUUCUGCCUUGCUUCUUGGCUAGAAAGGAGACACAUGUUGUCUAGCAGGGCUUGUGUACCACGUAUCUGGGAAUAUUUCCUGGGGACCAGGCCUCUAGUCCUUAUGCCUGGGCCUCCCUGCCCAGGUCCUGUGGCCUCCCUUCCAGAUCUGGGUGGGACUCCAUGGACAGCAUCUCAUGAAUUCCCAUUCCAGUGGUACUGGUUGCUCACUUCCUGGGUGGAAAGAAAUAACACCCCUUUGAAGAGGCUUCACUUACAGUCCAUGGGGUCACAAAGAGUCGGACGUGACUCAGUGACGAACACUUUUCAGUUUCACUUCCCACUCUACAGGGGGAGUACAGUUGGUCCCCUUCCUGUCAUUUAGGGGAGGUCCAGGAGAAGGCAAUGGCACCCCACUCCAGUACUUUUGCCUGGAAAAUCCCAUGGACGGAGGAGCCUGGUAGGCUGCAGUCCAUGGGGUCGCUAGAAUCAGACAGGAGUGAGCGACUUC
Molecule: messenger RNA, 2502 nt
Organism: Bubalus bubalis (water buffalo)
Lineage: Eukaryota; Metazoa; Chordata; Mammalia; Artiodactyla; Bovidae
Product: cardiotrophin-2-like
Exons: 4
Coding region: 1432-1926 (164 amino acids)
Source: RefSeq, a predicted model, not a curated record